Anthonomus grandis grandis is the source of this 1223-nucleotide messenger RNA. RefSeq names its product ras-related protein Ral-a (gene Rala). Gene Ontology annotation, molecular function: GDP binding; GTPase activity; GTP binding. Gene Ontology annotation, biological process: Ras protein signal transduction. Lineage: Eukaryota; Metazoa; Arthropoda; Insecta; Coleoptera; Curculionidae. The record is from RefSeq and is a predicted model, not a curated record. Gene Ontology annotation, cellular component: plasma membrane. The transcript is spliced from 2 exons. The coding region runs from base 228 to 833 and encodes 201 amino acids.
UCAUUUUUAUAGGUGCGUUCCCCCAUGAUGACUAAUCCCGUAAAAUUGUAAACAAAAACCUCAUAAUUCCCUGAAAUUUCCAAAUCAUUGCGGCACAAGUUCACCAUAAUUCAUCCCUCGUAUCGCCUUAACCCCGCUAACCCCCAACCCAUUUAAGUCACUCAGAAAAAACAAUUAAAAAGAGGUCAGUGACACACAGGAGUUCAAGUGGGCCCACCCUAAAAACCAUGUCCAAGAAGCCCCAAGUGCAACCCGCCCUCCAUAAGGUCAUCAUGGUGGGUAGUGGAGGUGUGGGUAAGUCCGCCCUAACUCUACAGUUCAUGUAUGACGAGUUCGUCGAGGACUAUGAGCCCACCAAGGCGGACUCUUAUCGGAAAAAGAUCCUGCUGGACGGGGAGGAGGUGCAGAUCGAUAUACUGGACACUGCCGGACAGGAGGACUAUGCCGCCAUCAGGGAUAACUACUUUAGGAGCGGGGAGGGGUUUUUGUGUAUUUUUUCCAUAACUGAGGAUGAAAGUUUCCAGGCCACCCAAGAGUUCCGGGAACAAAUCUUACGUGUGAAAAACGACGACAAUAUCCCGUUCUUGCUUGUGGGGAACAAGUGCGACCUGGAGGAGAAGCGCAAGGUGAGUUUCCAAGAGGCACAGGACCGUGCUACCAAAUGGGGGGUCCCUUACGUGGAAACCUCUGCCAAGACCAGGGAACAUGUCGAUAAAGUUUUUUAUGAUUUAAUGAGGGAGAUCCGGGCAAGAAAAAAGGAAGAGAACAAAACCAGUAACGGUCGGGGCAAAGACAAGAGCAAGAAAAAACGCGUCAAAUGCACGAUCCUUUGAGGUUUUUGAGGUACCGGUUUUUUUGCAUUUAAUUGUUUCAAGCUUUACUACUCGACUUAUGAUAUUUUAAUUUAUUGUUUUUAUUCGGUGGGGUACAUAAGUCACCUCUUGUUGUCAUUGUACAAAAUACUGUCGGACAGUUUAAUAAGUGCAAAAGGAAAUUGUCAUUUGUUUACUGAGUGGUGACGUCACAAGAUGGCCGCCGAAAAGUUGGGUUAUGUUUGCACUUUUACGCCUCAAACCGAUUGGGUGUUUUUUUUUCGAUUAGUUUUGGCACUUGUGGGUACAUCACUGUAUAAAUACUGGGGCUUAAUUAUAAAGUUUUAUAUGUAAUUUUUCCAUAUAUAAGUAUGUAAUAUUAUGCAAAAUAUAUAUUAUUUUUAAGGAGUA